Molecule: messenger RNA, 1173 nt
Organism: Conger conger (European conger)
Lineage: Eukaryota; Metazoa; Chordata; Actinopteri; Anguilliformes; Congridae
Product: gap junction alpha-8 protein-like
Exons: 1
Coding region: 1-1173 (390 amino acids)
Biological process (GO): cell communication
Cellular component (GO): connexin complex
Source: RefSeq, a predicted model, not a curated record
AUGGGUGACUGGAGCUUCUUGGGAAACAUUUUAGAGGAAGUAAACGAACACUCGACGGUGAUAGGGAGAGUGUGGUUGACGGUGCUCUUCAUCUUUAGGAUUCUAAUUCUGGGCACUGCCGCCGAGUUUGUCUGGGGCGACGAGCAGUCGGAUUAUGUUUGCAACACCCAGCAGCCGGGUUGCGAGAACGUCUGCUAUGACGAGGCCUUCCCCAUCUCCCACAUCAGGCUGUGGGUGCUCCAGAUCAUCUUCGUCUCCACGCCGUCGCUGGUGUACGUGGGCCACGCCGUGCACCACGUCCACAUGGAGGAGAAGCGCAAGGAGAGGGAGGAGGCCGAGAUCAGCCGCCAGCAGGAGAUGAACGAGGAGCGGCUCCCGCUGGCGCCUGACCAGGGCAGCGUCAGGACCACCAAGGAGACCAGCACCAAGGGCAGCAAGAAGUUCCGCCUGGAGGGCACCCUCCUGAGGACCUACAUCUGCCACAUCAUCUUCAAAACCCUGUUCGAGGUGGGCUUCGUGGUGGGGCAGUACUUCUUGUAUGGCUUUCGCAUCCUGCCCCUGUACCAGUGCAGCCGCUGGCCGUGCCCCAACACCGUCGACUGCUUCGUCUCGCGCCCCACCGAGAAGACCGUCUUCAUCAUCUUCAUGCUGGCCGUGGCCUGUGUCUCCCUCUUCCUCAACUUCGUGGAGAUCAGCCACCUGGGCCUCAAGAAGAUCCACUUUGUUUUCCGCAAGUCCCCCCAGCAGCAAGCGGAGGGGGGGCUUGUCCCAGAUAAGAGCCUGACCUCCAUGGCUGUCUCCUCCAUCCAGAGGGCCAAGGGCUACAAACUGCUGGAAGAGGACAAGCCCGUGUCCCAUUUCUAUCCCCUGACGGAGGUGGGGAUGGAGGCCGGCAGACUCCCCAUAUCAUUUGAGACAUUGGAGAAGCUGGAGGAGGCAGGACCCCCAGAAAAUAUAUCUAAGGUAUACGACGAGACCUUGCCUUCCUACGUUGAGACCACUGAAUCAGAGGAAGGGGUGCUACAGGAGGAGGAUGAGGAGGAGGAGGAAGAAGAAGAGGAACCUCCGGCUGAAGCUGAAGUGGAGGCCACUGAGACGAUAGAAGAUACCAGACCACUGAGCAGUCUGAGCAGAGCCAGCAGCAAGGCCAGGUCAGAUGAUCUGACGGUAUGA